Helianthus annuus (common sunflower) is the source of this 1326-nucleotide messenger RNA. RefSeq names its product nucleolin 2-like. The record is from RefSeq and is a predicted model, not a curated record. NCBI's taxonomy places the organism in Eukaryota, Viridiplantae, Streptophyta, Magnoliopsida, Asterales, Asteraceae. The transcript has 2 exons. The coding region runs from base 1 to 1326 and encodes 441 amino acids.
AUGAUGAUUUUAAAUGAUAAAAUCAAAGAUCUUCCGAAGGACUUUGAGGAUGUGAUGGAGAUGAGCAUUGUAAAUAAGGUCACAAUUGGUAGAAUUACAAAAGAUAAGGAUGCAAAAACCAAGCAGAUGAUUUGCAAAUUAAAAGAUAAAGAAUAUGUUGCUCUUGAAAACGAUAAGUGGAGGCAUGACGAUAGUAAUUCUGACAAUGAAGACACAAAGAUGAAUGAGAUGGUUGAGAAAAAGACUAGGUGGUGGUUCGUUAGAGAUGGAAAAAGGAAAAGGACACCUAAGUCAUCUCCUGCGGUUGUUAUUCCUAAAGAUGGAGAAAAGGGGUCUUCUGAAGAGCUGCAGCAGAAGCUAGUUGAUGAGACAGUUGUAGAGCCAUCUGUGGUGAUUGAACAAGGUACUGAGUUGUUAAAGCAAACUUUGGAAAGUUAUUUGAAAAAGAACGAAGAGAUUGCAGCACAACAAGCUCAGGGAACAAGUGUUCAUGCUGAAAAGGUUACAAGGGUUGAACCAGAAACAAAAGAUCAAAGUGGUUCAAGUGAUGGAGAUUCUGAAGCUACUCAAUCUGAGUCUGAACUAAUUCCUGAAACUCUUGGUAGAGGAAAAGCUCAAUUGAAGAAAAGACCUUCAAAGAAACAAAAGGGAUCAGAUGAAGAAGAUUCUCCGUAUGAUCCUGAAAAGUCAAAGAAGCAAAGAAAGAAACGAAAGGCAGCUCCAGUUGGUGUAAUUCCAAGAAAUGUCAAAUCAAAGAAAUCAGGAGCUGAGUCACAAAAGGAUAACGAAGGAAAGAAAGUUCAACAUGUGCAGAAAGAAAAGUCUCCAAGUGUUGAUAUUCCAAAAGAACCAGAGGCAAAAACAAAAGAAGUUCUAGUUGUUGGAACAGAAGAGAAGACAGGUGAUGACGAUUAUGUCGAGAUCACAGGCUUCAAAGCUGCCACUCCUAAAUCUGAUCAACAAGAUAUUCCUGGUUCAUCACAUCAGAAAGAAGAAGAUUUCAAUUUUGAUUUUGAUAAUAUUGGUCCUACUACUGGUAUUUUCUCAGAAGAUCUUCCAGGAGAAAGCGAUAUGUUCAAUGAUAAAGUUGUCAAAGAGCUAAUUCAAAGAGUCAACAAGUUGGAGAAAGAAAAAGGCAAAGCUGAGGUGGAACGUGAUAUGCUGAGAAAACAAGUUGAAGAUUUGAUGAUAGCACAUGAUAAAAUAGUUGCAGCGCUGGCAGAAAAAGAAGCAAGAAUGAACAAAAUGAAGGAUGGUGUCGAUGAUAGUUCUAAAAUGUUUGAACUGUUAACACUCGAGAUAUCUACACUAAAUGUCAAGAUGUGA